Messenger RNA from Psilocybe cubensis, 1818 nucleotides. RefSeq lists its product as uncharacterized. Gene Ontology annotation, biological process: cell division. Lineage: Eukaryota; Fungi; Basidiomycota; Agaricomycetes; Agaricales; Agrocybaceae. The record is from RefSeq and is a predicted model, not a curated record. The transcript has 13 exons. Bases 1 to 1818 code for a protein of 605 amino acids. Gene Ontology annotation, cellular component: anaphase-promoting complex. Gene Ontology annotation, molecular function: protein binding.
AUGUCGUCUUUCAAAGCCCUCGACGCACAGGAUAUAUCAGAUAUUCGUAACACAGCCAAACAAUGUCUGGAAAGGGGUCUAAUAGUCGCUUCUAAGUGGCUAUCUGACCUCUUGCUUUCCACUACGCCAGAAAAGAGGAAGGAAAAAAUUAUACCCGCUGCUAUCAUUCCUUCAAUGUCCACUCCAGCAAGGUCUCAAUCACCCCAGAUAUCGCUGCAAACUCAAUCACUUGUACCGACUCAACCGCUCACUCAGACUUCCCUUGACGAUGUUGACUCCGUUGAACUUGAGUUUGAGAGACAAGAAGAGGACUGUCUUGUUGCCGCGCGGUCAUGCUUCGAGGGCCGACAAUUCCAACGCGUUACUCAUCAUUUAAACGAUUGCAAAAGUUCUAAAGCAAAUUUUCUGAAGUUAUAUUCUCGGUUUAUUGCGACAGAGAAAAGUGCAUUGGGGGACUGGCACAAGUUGGACAGUGAUCGGAAGCAACCUCCUACACCCAUAAAUUUGUACUUGGGAGAGCUCUACGACCUUGUUAAAGAUUCUAAUGACCCAUGGCUUCUCUUUCUGAAAGCAUUGUUUCUAUCUCGCUUGUCUAGGCGAGAGGAAGCUAUAGAAAGUGCCUUGCUCUCCAUCGCAGGAUGUAAAUGGAAUUGGUCAACAUGGACAUUACUAGGCACUUGUGUCGGGGACAGUCAAGAGCUAUCUUCUCUGUUACCUUUAAUCCCAUUGCCGCCCGAUCACCCUCUUGUUCAAAUGUUCCAAAUCAAAGUAUUGAAUGAGCUUCAUAGUCCUGCCGAUAAUGAAUUGCAGCUUUGUGAACGAUUAUUAUCCUUGGACUUCUUUCCAAAUAGUGUCUGGGUAAUGGGAUUGCGAGCAUGUGUACUCUAUCAUAUGCACGAUUUUGCUCAAUCUAUUGCCCAGUUCGAACAUAUACUUGCGAUCGACCCCCACCGCAUUGACAACAUCGACAUAUACUCAAAUAUGCUGUAUGUGACAGGAGAUAUUCUAAAGCUUUCAAAGCUGGCACACGAUUUUUUGGCCUUAGAUAAAGACCGACCAGAAGUUUGUUGUUUGAUCGGAAACCAUUACUCGUUACGUGGCGAGCGUGAAAAGGCUAUCAAGUACUUCAAGAGAGCUACGCAGCUCGAUCGCACUUACCUUUCCGCCUGGACCUUGAUGGGCCAUGAGUAUGUUGAACUGAAGAAAUCUCAUGCUGCUAUUGAAGCCUAUCGUCGCGCUAUAGAUGUCAAUCGAAAGGAUUACCGAGCUUGGUACGGCCUUGGACAAGCAUACGAACUUCUCGACUUACAACUUUAUUCCAUUCAUUAUUAUAAACGGGCGACAGCUUUGCGUCCCUACGAUGUGCGGUUAUGGCAGGCGCAAGGAAUGUGUUAUGAGGAAAUAGGAAGACUUCAAGAAGCAGCGGAUUGUUAUAAGCACGCCUUGAUACCUGCUGACCCUCAAGAAAUAACGAUUAACCUCAAACUGGCAAAAAUAUAUCGUGCUCUGGAAGAACACUCUGUAGCAGUGGCUUAUCACCGCCGUGUAGUUGAAGUCUGUCAAGCCAAUUUGCGCCGGAUUCAAGAUUUUUCGAGAUCUUGCAUAGAGGUUGCCGAAUACGAAAUGCACCUCCCAAACGGCGACUUGAGCCUUGCGAAAGAUUACCUUGAGAUGGUGGCAAUGAGUAAUUCUGAAGAUGUGAAGCUAGCAACUGAUUUACUCAAACAAGUAAAAAUCAUGAUUGAGAAGAAAUAUAACGCCCGGCUGUCAUAUAGUGAUGACCAGGGGACGCUGACAAUCAACCCAGCUAUGCUAUGA